Molecule: messenger RNA, 2094 nt
Organism: Physcomitrium patens
Lineage: Eukaryota; Viridiplantae; Streptophyta; Bryopsida; Funariales; Funariaceae
Product: protein BFR2
Cellular component (GO): nucleolus; nucleus
Source: RefSeq, a predicted model, not a curated record
GGAACCUAACCCUAAUCAGGUAGGCAUGGAGGUUUUGGAAACUGCUCUGAAUCAAUUGCGGAAUGGCCCUGAAUUCAACGUAGCAUCGAAGGUUUGUGCAAUUGGAGCACCUAAAUCGCAGACACCAGAUUGCGAUUGUUUCUUUGAAAGAUCGCUGUAGUUUCACUCAAGCAAAUUCUGGGGGUGGUUCGACAAGUGCUAGCUGCAGGGUUUACUGCAGCAGAUUUUGAGGUUUAGGAUCGGGGUCGCAUCAUGGGGCGGAGUCGAGUAGCAGAUGACGAUGUGGCUAUGGGAGAGUCUGAAGAGGAAGCGCAGCAUCUCAAUGCGUACAGCUCUGACGAGGAUGAAGACUCGAAAUUUGACGAGGCCAUUCAUUUAAAUGAGGAUGGACGCCUUCGGAUGCGGUCAGAUAUUACCAUGGAGGGACCUGCUUACGCUGGUAGAAAGAGUAGUCGUUCCGCUGUCUUCGAAAGCACCGAUGAAAAAAAGCUGCAGGCUGAGGAGAAUGCUACAUCUGAGGACGAGGGGGAAGGCGGGAGCGUAGGCAACGAUGACAGCGACGACGAAGACGACGACGACAACGGCGACCUCCAUUUGCUAGGGAACACGGACUAUGAACUGGAUAGAGAAUACGAGGAACUUCGCAAGCAAGAAGAAGAGCUGGUCAACAAAUUGAAACGAAAACGUUCGGAGGAUCAGGGAAAAGGUGACUCUGUGCGUCAUCAGAAGGUUUUAUGGGAUAGAGCUUUAGAGAUGCGAAUUUCAAUGCAGAAGUUGCUAACGGGAGCCAAUCUACUGCCACAGUUACAAGGCAAGCAAGAGCUAUGCAAAAGUAACAGCGAUUGUAAGAAGGCAUAUGACUCUUUAACCAAGUCUGCUGUAGCUGCUCUUAAUUGUUUUCUGGAGCUGAAAGAUGCACUCAUUGAAAAUAACAGCGCCAUCGCAGAGACUGGUGCUACUCAAGAGGAUGGAAAGAAAAAAGAGUCAAAAACUGAAGAUGCAGCUGAUGGUUCGUCUGAUUCACUAUGGAAACGUAUGGAUAUCAUUUACUCAAGCAUAACUCCGUAUCGGAAUUCUUCAGUAGAUAGAUGGCAACGUAAGACACAAUUGGCAACAGGCGCAGCUGCUGUCAAAGGAAGAUUUCAAGCUUUCAACCAGAGCAUAUCUCAGCAGCUUACUAAUGCCUUGAGGAAUCCAGACCAAUUAGUUGAAAGCAUCCGUUCAACUCAGUCAAAAGAGCAGGAAACUCCUGGUUUGGUUGACAAUAGUGGUGCAUUAGUGGCUACAACUGAUGGCACGAAUGAACAGGAAAGUGCCCCAGUGGUUGAUGAUUCGGAAUUCUAUCAACAGUUACUUGUAGAAUUCUUGGAGAGUUCCAAUCCAGGUGCACUUGGAGGAAUUCAGCGAAGGCAGCAUACAAAGAAAAGGAAGAUCGUGGAUCGUCGUGCAUCUAAGGGAAGGAAAAUCCGGUACAAUGUUCUUGAGCCGCUGGUAAAUUUUAUGGCUCCUGAACCCAUGGAGCUACCCCCGAUGGCAUCUAAACUUUUCGCCAAUCUGUUUGGUCAACGGUCAACACCUGUUUCAUGAGGAUAGUAUGACUUCCAAAUGACCAUGCAUACUAUAUUUUGAUCGGACAUCAGGUGCCCCACCUCAAUUUUUGGUAGCUUAAAACCCUGCCUUUACAGCUUAUCAGGAAAAGAAGCGUACACAACAUUCAUUGGUCUCUCAAAUCCAAGCUUAAAGAGAUGUAGGAUUCAAAGGUCGUAUGAGUUACUACCUUAAAUGUAGUAGUCACCCACAGGAGCUGAAUGCUUCAGAACUGAAUUCAUUUUCUGAAGCAUAAAUGACACAGUAUGUGACAAAUGUAGCUUUCUGAUUUUAUAUAGCAUUUUCAACCCCCCUUGUGUUUAGAAAGUGCUCAUUAUGUUUGCUUUCUGCCUUAUAGAUUGUGUUUUAUGUCAUUAAGGCUGUAAACAUUGAUAAUUGUAUCACAUGAUGGGCUUAAAAAGAGGGACAGAUUGAGAAUACUCAGUUCAAUCUCAUUCCAGUGAGUUGACCCUUCAACGCCUUACGAUAUUAUAUUUUAUCUACGAA